Messenger RNA from Elaeis guineensis (African oil palm), 384 nucleotides. The record is from RefSeq and is a predicted model, not a curated record. Lineage: Eukaryota; Viridiplantae; Streptophyta; Magnoliopsida; Arecales; Arecaceae.
AUGGGAAGGAAAGCACAAAGAGAGAUUGGAGGGAGAAGGCUGAUGUCGGUGAGGACAUUCGUAAGGGAGCAGACGACGAUAGAGACUGACAGGAGAUGGGCCUUCGCAAUGGGGAAGGCCAACGUCAGUGAAAGCAUCCUUGAGGAGGAAUGCAACGGUGGAGACUGGGGGAAGUCAAAUGGUGAGGCUGAAGUAACCAAUAGAACUAUUCUUCAAGGUUUGAAGACAGGGCUUACUGAUGCAAAAAGAUUGUGGGCUGAAGAGUUGCAGAGUGUACUAUGGGCAUAUCGAACUACGUAUCGAAUUCCAACAGGAGAAACUCCUUUCAGACUCACUUAUGGGAUUGAAGUUAUGAUUCCAGUAGAGAUUGACUUAAUUAUCUAA